This is a messenger RNA of Jatropha curcas, 1776 nucleotides long. It is a transcript of the gene HAG2, whose product is annotated as histone acetyltransferase of the GNAT family 2. The record is from RefSeq and is a predicted model, not a curated record. Lineage: Eukaryota; Viridiplantae; Streptophyta; Magnoliopsida; Malpighiales; Euphorbiaceae. Gene Ontology annotation, molecular function: histone acetyltransferase activity. Gene Ontology annotation, cellular component: nucleus. Gene Ontology annotation, biological process: subtelomeric heterochromatin formation.
CAUUUGUACAGAAUAAUUUCCCGCCUCUCCCUUUUCCAUUUCCCGCUCUGAAAACCCUAACCCUAACCAUCCGAAAAGUAAUGGGGCAGAAGCAACAACCCACCACCGAUCCGACCGCCGAACCCAAAAAACGAAGGCGCGUUGGCUUCUCCAACAUAGAUGCUGGAAUUGAAGCCAACGAGUGCAUUAAAAUUUACCUAGUUUCGAGCGAGGAACAAGUGGGUGCUUUGGACAGUUUUUGCAUUGAACCCAUUGACUUGAAUGGCUUUUUUGAUGAGGACGGGAAAAUAUAUGGUUACCAUGGGUUGAAGAUAAACAUCUGGAUUAGCAGCAUAACUUUUCAUGCUUAUGCUGAUAUUACAUAUGAGAGCAAAUCUGAUGGAGGAAAAGGCAUUACAGACCUGAAAUCUUCUCUUCAGAGAAUUUUUGCUGAGACUCUUGUGGACAGUAAAGAAGACUUCCUCAAAUCAUUUUCAGAUGAGAGUCAGUUGAUAAGAUCUGUUGUCUCAACUGCGGAGAUAUUGCAACAUAAAGGCUCUAACGGACACAUUGGUGAUUCUGAUAGUCAUUUAGGGGCAGAUAGUUCAGAUUUGAAGGUUGUUCGCAUGGUAGUAGGCAAUGCAAGUACAGGACAUCUUUACAGUCGUGUGAUUCCUCUUGUUCUUCUUCUUGUUGAUGGUAGCAACCCAAUUGAUGUUACCGAUCCAGGAUGGGAAUUGUAUGUAUUGGUCCAGGAGAAAAAUGAUGAGAAGGGGGAUAUUGAAGACAAACUGCUGGGUUUCACAGCAGUUUAUCGCUUCUUUCAUUACCCUGAUAAAACACGACUACGACUCAGUCAGAUCUUGGUUUUGCCUCCUUACCAACACAAGGGUUAUGGUCGUCACCUUGUUGAGGUGGUCAGCAAUGUUGCAAUAUCAGAAGAUGUUUAUGACUUAACAGUUGAAGAGCCAUUAGAUUACUUCCAACAUGUGCGCACCUGUGUUGACAUACAGCGUCUGCUUGCUUUUGAUUCAAUCCAGGAUGCAAUUAAUUCAGCUGUUUCAAAACUGAAACAAGGAAAGCUAUCAAAGAAAACUCAUGCCCCUCGGUUCAUGCCGCCUCCAACUGUGAUUGAAGAUGUUAGGAAAGCAUUGAAAAUCAACAGAAAGCAGUUUCUUCAGUGUUGGGAGGUUUUAAUUUAUCUAGGCCUUGAUCCUGCUGACAAGUGCAUGGAGGAUUUUGUGACAAUCAUUUCAAAUCGCGUGAAGGCUGAUAUUUUAGGGAAAGAUUCUGGUAGUAGUGGGAAGCAGGUGAUUGAUGUCCCAAGCGAUUAUAAUCCGGAGAUGUCAUUUGUGAUGUUUAGGUCAGGGAAGGAUGAAGGUACUAGUCUUCAGAUGGAUGAAAAUCAAACAAAUCAAAAAGAGCAGCUGCAACAGUUGGUUGAUGAAAGGAUAAAAGAGAUAAAGCUCAUUGCAGAAAAGUUGCGUCCUGUCUGAAUUGUUAGCGAGACAUUCUAUUUCUAGUGGAAGUCUUACAAAGAUGCUUGUUAUGAGGUCCUUGUUGAGAUGCUCUAGGUUCUCUGAGCUGUCUACAAAUAAUCGAAGCUGUGUCCGCAUAUCUGAUCAAAGAUUUAAUGUAGAAUAGCUGCAGAUUUGAUCAAAGUAUAAUCAUCUAAAGUUUUUGUCAUACUCUCGGUUAUGCUGAGUCCAGUGGCCAGCGUUGUCUGUUAGAAUGUAGAAUAUUGUAAAAUCGAGACAAUUUUCCAAUCUUAAGAAAAUUGUUUAGCUGUUUGCACCU